CUGCUUGGUGACGUGACGUCAGAUGCCGUCGUGUAGGGAUUGGAAUGCUACAGUGUAACAAUCGGAACCAGCGAAUCUUAGGGAAUUGGACGCGGCUGGCCAUCCGAGCGCGUCUGCCGAGCGGCCGCAGCUACUUUGCCGGAGCACCGACUACUUUGUUCGCUUCGUUUGUCGGCUUGGACCACAACCCGCGGGCGGCUCGUCACUGAGGCAUCUCGUUAUUGGAAUUAUUUUUUUUUUGUUCGAAGGGAAGAGCAAUGCAGGGAUUUGUAAGGUUACGACUGUAGAGAGAAACCCGGGAUUCCUUCGGCAGUCGGGGACCGGCGCAUCCGGAGUGCGCGGAUUUCGCUCCUGGCCCAGCAAAAGGGAGGAGGAGAAGGAGGAGGAGGGAGGUCAGCUGUACCUUCUUCUCCGGGUUGCCUGGUUGGUUUGGCGUGCCUGCCUGCCAGCCAGUCUCCUUCUUCACACCGUGAGUUUUCUGCGCCGUGCACUGGAAGUUAGCCGGGUUUUUUUUUUUUCGGAAUAAGAAAAGCAACAUCCUCUCCGCGAGUCGGCUGUCUGGGAACCGACAGUCGUCACCGGAGCUGCCAGCGACCGCCAGCCUCUAAUAUGAUAGAUAGACGGGGAGCAAGAUAAAGAAGUCGCCCACAUGCACAGGAUCAAUCGAAGGAUUUGGGAAAGGAAUCCGAAGAAGGUGGAAGACGCGAGUUUGAAAUCCGUGCAGCCUGGAAGAUGGCGGAUUGGAGCAGGAGGUGGUGAGAGCAAAACUUUGGGGGCUUUUGGAUUUAUUCGCAGACAUCUCGACCCAGAGAGGACACAUGCAGGCCAAAAAACGCUACUUCAUCGUGCUGUCCGCCGGCGCCUGCCUUGUGCUGCUAUUCUACUUCGGGGGCUUGCAAGUCCGGGCAACGAGGAACCAGAGCCGGCGUGAGGAUCGCCUGCGGAGCCCGGAGCAGCCAUGGCCACACUUCUCGGACAACUUACAGUCGUUUCUGCCCCGAGAGCAGCUGGCCAACGAGGAUUACAAUAUGCACCUUUCGCCGCGGCAAAAGAGGGACGCCAACACGAGCCUAUACAAGGGCAAAAAGUGUCGGAUGGAGUCCUGCUUUGAUUUCUCCCUGUGUCAGAGGAGCGGCUUUAAAGUGUACGUCUACCCGCAGCAGAAGGGGGAGAAGAUUUCGGAAAGUUACCAAAACAUUUUGUCCGCGAUCGAGGGGUCGCGCUUUUACACCUCGGACCCCAGUCAGGCUUGCUUGUUCGUCUUAAGCUUGGAUACUUUAGACCGAGACCAGCUCUCGCCGCAGUAUGUGCACAACUUAAAGAGUAAAGUCCAAAAUCUGCAUCUCUGGAACAAUGGUAGGAAUCAUUUAAUUUUUAAUUUAUAUUCGGGCACUUGGCCCGACUACACGGAGGAUUUGGGGUUCGACAUCGGCCAGGCCAUGCUGGCCAAGGCCAGUAUCGGCGCGGAGAACUUCAGACCCCACUUCGACGUGUCCAUCCCGCUAUUCUCCAAGGAUCACCCUCGGACAGGGGGGGAGAGGGGCUUCCUCAAGUACAACACCAUCCCCCCUUUUAGGAAAUACAUGCUGGUGUUUAAGGGCAAGAGGUACCUGACCGGGAUCGGGUCCGAUACCAGGAACGCGCUGUACCACGUCCAUAAUGCGGAGGACGUGGUGCUGCUGACCACCUGCAAGCAUGGCAAAGACUGGCAGAAGCACAAGGACGGCCGCUGUGAUAAGGAUAACGCCGAGUACGACAAGUACGACUAUCGAGAAAUGCUGCACAAUUCAACUUUUUGCUUGGUGCCUCGAGGACGCCGGCUCGGUUCCUUCAGAUUCCUGGAGGCCCUGCAGGCUGCCUGUGUCCCCGUGAUGCUCAGUAACGGGUGGGAGUUGCCGUUUUCAGAAGUCAUCGACUGGAACACCGCGGCUGUCAUCGGCGAUGAACGAUUGUUAUUGCAGAUCCCGUCAACGGUCCGAUCCAUCCAUCAGGACAAAAUCCUAGCACUUCGGCAGCAGACGCAGUUCCUGUGGGAAGCUUAUUUCUCCUCCGUUGAGAAGAUUGUAUUGACUACUCUGGAGAUCAUCCAGGACCGAAUCUUUAAGCACAUAUCACGCAACAGCCUGAUUUGGAACCGCCAUCCAGGAGGCCUGUUUGUCCUGCCACAGUAUUCCGCCUACCUGGGAGACUUCCCCUUCUACUUUGCUGCUCUUGGAGUCAAACCUUCCUCCAGGUUCACUGCCGUGAUCCACGCCGUGACUCCAUUGAUAUCCCAAUCCCAGCCCAUCCUCAAGCUCCUGGUGGCCGUCUCCAAGUCUCAGUACUGCGCACAGAUCAUCGUCUUGUGGAACUGCGACAAGCCUCUGCCGGCUAAACACCGCUGGCCAGCCACGCCUGUUCCUGUUGUGGUCAUCGAAGGAGAGAACAAGGUGAUGAGCAGUCGCUUCCAGCCGUAUGACACCAUAGUGACUGACGCCAUACUAAGCCUUGAUGAAGACACGGUGCUGUCCACCACUGAGGUGGACUUUGCAUUUACGGUGUGGCAGAGCUUUCCUGAGAGAAUCGUGGGUUACCCUGCUCGCAGCCACUUCUGGGACAGCAAUAAGGAGAGGUGGGGCUACACCUCCAAAUGGACGAACGACUAUUCGAUGGUGUUGACUGGAGCUGCUAUAUACCACAGAUAUUAUCACUACUUGUACACGAAUUACCUACCUGUGAGUCUGAAGAACAUGGUGGACCAGCUCGCCAACUGUGAGGACAUUCUGAUGAACUUCCUGGUGUCUGCUGUAACAAAACUGCCUCCAAUCAAAGUCACACAAAAGAAGCAGUACAAGGAAACCAUGAUGGGACAGUCCUCACGUGCCUCACGUUGGGCGGAUCCGGACCACUUUGCCCAGCGACAGACCUGCAUGAACAAAUUUGCCAGCUGGUUUGGCACCAUGCCCCUCAUUCAUUCUCAGAUGAGGCUGGACCCCAUUCUUUUCAAAGACCAGGUCUCGAUUCUGCGCAAGAAAUACCGAGACAUUGAGCGACUCUAACGAGCACUACGACGCGUUGGCGAAGAGGGUGAGGAGCGUGUCUGCCCUCCGUUACCUCUUCCAAGUCGGCAGCACACCUACAGUGGCUGGAGCCCAAGCCAAAUAAGUGAUCCUGGGAUGUUCUGGCAGGGAAUUUUUGGAUGCAAUGGAGUGUCUGACUACACAGGACGAGUUACCAGCGAUUUGAUUACUGGGAUAGGAAUUAAGGAACGAUCUUCCCUAACUUCUGUUCUUCAGCUAUGCAGAUUUUAUUAUGUUGUUGUUGUUGUUCAAGGCUCCUCUUCUUCACUUGCCCACAAACGAAGGCUUUGGUUAAUUUCAUUUUAGAAAUAAAAGAAGUCGUCUCCUCAUUACAACAGAUCACCAGGUCCGAGGAAUGAGCAACGGGCGUCAUAUCCACGACGGUCGAAUUUUGAAUCCUGUUAUGGAAGUAGGGAAGGCAAUUCUUGUAGUAGAGUUCACUUUCCCAGAGGGGGUCGCUUUGGUUUAAACGUGUUUAAUUACGAAGUGGAGAAAGAGAUGAGUUUACAGUUUAACGGAUUAAUAAGGAAUGUGAAUGGAUAAAAUAAGGAAUAAGAGUUGUCAGCAUCCAAAAAUGAAGCAGUCCAAGGAAACGUCUGCCGGAAGGAAGUCCGCUGCCCGACGUUCUUGCAGAUCAGUAACGUUUAUUGCUGCAUUUACUGGGGAACGGGCAGACGGCACCGACAUUAGCCAGAGGCAUCGUCCCGUUAACUCUGUGUUCGUUUGGUUUGGAACAAAUAGAAUGGCGGAGGUGGAUGUACCCGUAAGGUGAGACAGAUGGUGGUCGCGAUGCCAUCGAUGAUCUGCUCGCUCACGUCUCACAUCUUGUUGUUAAAGCUUCGGGAGUCGCCGUGGCGUGUUCGAGACUCCAGAAUGGCCGGCGGUUUCAGGAAGGCUGCAGCUGCAUUUCAUGAUCGUUUGUGAUUUAUUUUCCUAAUACUUUAAUGUUCUCCAUCAUGUAAGCGAUGCCUCGCCAUCGAUGACACCGUUAGUGGCUCAGUGUGCAAAUUAAAAAAAAUGAGAUGAAAAGAAUCAAUGCGAGAAUAAUCGUCGAGGCCUCCUCGCGAUCGCAUCGGGUAAUUUUGCCAGAAAAAUCUUUCCAUGAAUCGCCUUGUUUUCAAGAUCACGGCAGGUGAACCUUAUCUGUGAUCGUUACGGUCCGGUAAUCAAAGUAUUUUCACAGUCGCAUCGCUCGUUUGUUUGUUUUUGUUAAUUCAGAUCAAUCUCUCCGAUAAUGAAACUGGCAUUUUUUAGGCAAAUCUUCGUAAUAAUCAGAAUUCUCUCGAGGUCGCUGCAUUUUUUUUUUUUUUUUUCCAUCGAUGUUCUCUUUCCAAUAAUCGAAGUUUUUCGAGAUCGCUACAUUUUAUUUCCAGAAACUUUAAAUAUUAGAAAGAUUUAUUUCAAGAUCCCAGCAUUUCUUUCUCAGACAAGUCUUUCCAAUAAUCCCUCGAGAGGUCGCUGCAUUUUUAUUUAUUUAAUUUUUUCGAUAAUUGAUUUUUUUUUUAUUUCCUGGAAAUGCAAACAUAAGAUUUGUAGUCUGACUGGCGCGGCACCAGAGAGUCUGCGGCCCUCGCUCCGUGUGCCCGCGAGCGUCUCUUCCCAUUUCGAGGGCACGGUGCUGUGACCGGGUGGUCUCCCUGCUCCUAAAGUUCUUCUUUUCGUGGUGGGCUCUGUCAGCCCUCGAUUUCCUGGUACUUGAAUGUCUGAUAACUUGAAGAGGUGGCCUUUACAAAAGCUGAUUGAACUUCAUUGGUGAAGGAAGACGAUUUGAAAACAGAACCGUCAGUUUCUUUUUUUUCUCUUUCCCAUCAGUCCGAUAUUUAAAUCUGCUCAGAUCAUGUAUUGUUAAUAAUUAAAAAAAAAAUAAAAAUAUCCGAUCGUUUAUUCUUGACGUGAGUUUUACGCGACCAGGCGGUUAAAAACUGUCAGCUGUAGCAGGCUGAGGUUUGACUGUUGAAAUGAAACUCAGUGAUUUCAGGGUUCUCGUCAUGUCUUUGUUUCGUGUCGAUCACACAGUUUUGUGCGUUUCACAGUCGCAGUCAUUUUAAAUCGGUCAUCAUGAACGUGAAAACGGUUUCAUCAGCAGUGAGGUAUUUAAGGAAAAGGAUAAGAUUGUAGUGAAUAAAUAAGCACUUGGCACUUUCUCCUUCUGAUAUCUCAUGAAAAAGUCGCUCGCUCCUUCCAGCGACCUCUGCACGUGUCGGCCGUUCGACUAGUCGAUGUACGAGUGACUCAUCUUCGGGUGUUUGUACUGUGAAGAGUUCUUCGGGAGAACCGGAGUGUCUGACCGUCUCG
Erpetoichthys calabaricus (reedfish) is the source of this 5354-nucleotide messenger RNA. RefSeq names its product exostosin glycosyltransferase 1b (gene ext1b). Gene Ontology annotation, molecular function: glycosyltransferase activity. Bases 819 to 3038 code for a protein of 739 amino acids. NCBI's taxonomy places the organism in Eukaryota, Metazoa, Chordata, Cladistia, Polypteriformes, Polypteridae. The transcript is spliced from 11 exons. The record is from RefSeq and is a predicted model, not a curated record. Gene Ontology annotation, cellular component: membrane.